AUGGCCUCGAGAACAGGGGGACUGUCGACGGGAGGAAAGGAAAAAUCUGUCCCAGUUGUGGGGCCCGCCCCACCGCCCGGAAGAACCCAGCCAAUUAGAGCUCACCAAAGCGAUGAAGAUAUGAACGACGACGACGAUGACGACGACGACAACGAUAGCCUCGACGGGAGCACCCCGUUUGCAGGAUUGAAGGACGAGACAAUAGCUGGGAUGCUGAUGGAUACGGUGAAGACGGACGACCGGGACACGGCGUACUAUAUGGUCGACGAGCUGAUGGAAUGA
This is a messenger RNA of Chaetomium globosum CBS 148.51, 282 nucleotides long. RefSeq lists its product as uncharacterized. The coding region runs from base 1 to 282 and encodes 93 amino acids. Lineage: Eukaryota; Fungi; Ascomycota; Sordariomycetes; Sordariales; Chaetomiaceae. The record is from RefSeq and is a predicted model, not a curated record. The transcript has a single exon.